AGCUGUAGAGUGACAAAGCGGGGUUACCCCGAUUGUAAGUUCUCCAGUUCUUCAGUGCUACCACGGGGAACAAAGUCGUGAGAGGGGACGCACGAGUGAGGUCGUGGCACACUGACUUGUGUAACUCGAGACUUACUAUUUAGUUCGGUGUUAUGUUUGUGAGACAUCGACAUAGCUGACCAACUGAGGGAGAAUUAUAGGGAGGCAGGAGGCGACAGUGAGACAGAGGAGGUAGAGGUAACGUUAGUCGAACGUGGGGAGGUGGCGAAGUAAGCGGACAAGGCACCGUAGUUUUCUUGGAAUCUAUUGCAUGUCAUUUUCAACUCAUACUCUGCACGGAAGGAGCUAAAUUCGCGAGACUGGGGCACGUCUGGAGGAAGCGCCAGUCCGUAAUUCCUUUAGGCUACAAUGAAGAAAAACAAUUCAGCGAAACGGGGCCCGCAGGAUGCUAACCAGCAGUCCUCGCAGCCAGACAAAGUCGGAUGGAUCCGCAAAUUCUGUGGAAAAGGGAUUUUCAGGGAAAUCUGGAAAAACCGUUUUGUUAUGCUCAAAGGAGACCACCUCUACAUCUCAGAGAAAGAGGUGAAAGAUGAGAAGAAGAUCCAGGAUGUGGUCGACCUGACAGACUACGAGCGCUCGGAGGAACUGCGUAAAGCCAAGAGCCGCAGCAAGAAAAACCACAGCAAGUUCACCCUUCUGCGCUCCCGGCAGCCCGGCAACACGGUCCCCAAUCUAAUCUUUCUGGCGGUUAGUCCAGAGGAGAAAGAGUCUUGGAUCAACGCAAUCAAUGGAGCCAUCACAAAGGCCAAGAACCGCAUCCUGGAUGAGGUCACAGUGGAGGAGGAGAGUUUCCUGGCCCACCCAACACGUGACCGAGCAAAGAUCCCACACACGAGACGCUUGCCCACUCGUGGGCACCUCAUGGCUGUGGCGUCCACCUCCAGCUCAGACGGAAUGUUGACCCUUGACCUAAUCCAGGAAGAGGACGCGCCGGACUCCUGCGACAAGAACCUGCGGAUCACCGUGGACAAGUCACCCGCGUCUUCCAGCUCCACCCCCACCUCCUCCGACCCCCAGCGCCUGAACCCGGACUCCGCUCGCACCUCCCCAGCCUCGGGCGCCGCCUCCGCCUCCGCCCAGAGCAAGUCGCAGUCCCUUCCCCGCCAUGGCGACAUCCCGUGGGAGUGCUCGGGCGGCGAGUCCAGCGGAGGCGCCGGGGGGGCGCAGACCCCGCAGACCGGUCGCAAGCUGACGCCGGCCGAGAAGAGCCGCUGCGCCUCCAUGGACGAGAUCCUGUCACACUCGGAGACGCGCGUGGGUGGCGCCCGCCGGCCCGGCAUACCACACUGCCCGACCUCGGCGCCCGCCGCCACGCUGCGGCCCAUCAACCAGCUGCAGGACCUCAUCUGCCAGAAGCUGGAGCGGACUCAGGAACUGCUGACCGAGGUGCGCAGCGGUGGGGCCAGCGAGAAGGACGGCGCCGGCGCCGGCAGCGUGCGGGCGGAGGCCGAGCGGCUCCUGGAGGAGGCCACGUCCACGUGGGGGCAGGCGCGCGACGUGCUGGAGGAGGUCAAGGAGCUGCGGGCGCUCUGCAAGCACCUGGACUCGAGCGUCGCUGGUGCCGCGGUCGGUGUCAGCGCCAAUGGCGGGCUGACCAGCUCGGUGUCGGCCCACAACAGCCCCACCACACUGGGCAGCAAGCUCAAGAGCCCGCAGCAGACUCACUACAGGAAGAGCCUGAUGUGAUGUGCUGAGAGACAGGAAAUGGACCACACGAUUGCUUCGCUGAUGAAUGAUGAGAUUAACACCCCGCGCCACCCCCUCUCCACCACCCCUUUCUGCCACCCCUGCUCUUACUGUGUGCAAAAUUAGAAAGAACGGAAAACCCAGAGUCACUCAGAAACUGAAACUGAAUGAAAUUAGAUAUAUUUCGCCUGAAAUGUAUUUACAGUUAUGCUUUUGCAUCUCUUUGUUGGUGAUGCAGGCAGUUUCACAGAAAUAUGGUAUGUCUGUGUUGAGGCAAUGACACAUCCCCCACUGUCGAGCUGACUUCUAUACUGAACACUGGGACCCACAGAAGUCUGAAUUGUCUAGAUGUGAGAGUGCUUGUGGGUGAAAAGGUGUGUGUGAGUCGGUCUGAGUCUCUGAGUCUGUCCCCCGGCUGCUCUGCAUCAUUGAACUCUCAGGGGUAUGUGUGUCUGUACAAUGCUGGGUCAUUAAUUGGGGGAGGGGGGUUAUGAAAUACAGCCCAAAUCAGGAGGGGGGUGGGCCUGGUGAAGCUGGACAGAGGGCAGCCGCCUCGGACAGAGGGCACACCGAUCCCCGACCCCGACCCCCGUCCUUCUGCCAGCCCGUUGGAAUGUGAAUGUUUUCCUUUUAACGUCCCAGAACACACUGGAAGGUCUCCACUCUGCCACGGGGGACACCCCCUCUCCCGACCCCCCCCACCCCCUCUGCACCUAACAGGGCGGAUGGACGGAUGGUUCUGUGUGCGCGACGCUCCUGUUUGCACAGGGGUGUUUGGCGGAAGCGCCGCUAUUGGGACCUCAGCUGACAUCCAUGUGGUCGUGAUUAGAUAAGAUUAGACCAGGGGCCUCAGGUCCGUGUGCCGGUAUGAUAAAAAGCCAAUUUUAGACCCGCAAGCGGCGUUGUGUGCUGACUGUCGGUGUUCCACGUUUCAGUGAGGCAGUGGUUUGGCUAAGCUGUAACAGCAGGUCCAACCCCCAGUCAGCCGGUCCACAGACACACCAAAAUAAGCCAUGUGUAUUUAUAUUGCGCUGAGUACCUACGAAGGCUGGAGUUUGGAGUAGUUCUUGGUGUCGAGAGAAUCAGGUAGAACCGCAAAUCUGAAUCGGACUUCAAACCCAUGCAGUAACGAGAAAAGACUGAGGUGGAGGUCACGGAUAGAGAGAGAGGCGAGAGGUGGAGUAAUGACCACACAUGUUAUUGCACUAUAGACUAUGCUGUAAAACGAGCCGAGUGACACUGGCACGCUGUCUUUGAGGAGUGACUUCAAAUCAAACAAACGACCUAAAGCGGCAGAAGAGACAAUCUACUGUAGCCAGGAAAUCACAGGGCCAGCAUGAGGCCCUUGACUUCUUACACCUAAGUGGCAUUUCCAAAACUGGUGUCAUCCAAAAAAAAAACUACCCUUAAGCUGCCUUAGUGUACCUUCUAUGAGCCCGUGCACGCACACAGUAAUCUGAGCUCUUACACACACCAGUGCGUGUGUGUGUGUGAGCUUGUGCUGUACCACUCUCAGUGUCCGCAGUGCUUUGAGGGGGCUGGUGUGAACUGGAAAACCCUGACCUCAGUGGGUUGUGCAAAAGCUUUGGCGGUUGUUGUUGUCUGUUUUUCAGAGUUUGGGUGACUAUGCAAUGUUGCUUACAAACAUGAAAUGAAGUCAUGAACAUUGAUAAACGCUGGGUCGCAGUAUAGGUCUGAGAGUUAAAAUGACCAAAAGGUAUGUCUUGCCAGUAGCCCACUCCCUGUUUUACAGUUCCUGUGUAGGUUAAUGUGUUUGCACAAUUCCGUGAUUACAGUUCAAUCUGUUCUGUCAUUCACACUUAAAUUACCAACAGUGUUAUAUAUAUAUUUUUUUUGUAUUUUUAUUGUUUAAAGUGCUUUUUUAGGGCAAUAAAGAAAUGCUUGAUUUUAAGGACAACAAAAAAGGAGUCUGUGUUUCCAAAUAAAAAUGUCUGAUUUCACAUGUACAAAGCAACAUUCUGAGCACCAUACAUCAAAAUCACACAUUCCCAGGUGACAUGAAAGGGUGCAGAUAAUGGUUGGAGGAAAUUGGAUCUGCCAAAGUUGUACUAAAGCACAAGAGUCCCCAAUACAAUGAGAGUGAUGUUUCUCUUUUUGGUCAAUUCCAAACCAUGCAGCAUUCCCACCAUGUCCUGAUUAUACCCUCUUUUUGCAGCACUGCCUUUAGUCUGAAAUAAGAGACCUUCUUGAAUGCCACCGUAUCCCUGUUUGCUAGUAACUAUCUUUUAAGUUUUGCUUAAGUAAGAACACAGCCGCAAAAAAUCUUGCAGCUGUAUCUCACAAUUAACGACCCGUCCUUUGAGUUUGCCUGUCCUGGCACGAUAGCAUAGUGAUGACCAUAUAGUGAUGAUGAUGUUGAUGGUGUGCCUGACGUUGCUAUCCGACAGCUGAACCCAGUGGCCUGGGCAUCUGUCAGUGUCCACAGCUCAUUAUCUUGAAUGUCCUGGAAGCACGGCAGAGGGUUCACAGAAGGUUUUCAUCUGAAGUAAUUUGUCUUGGCAGACGCCAGGUGCUUAUUUGCCUGGCGACUCUUUUACUCUGUCAAAAGUCCCCUUGAAGCAGAGUUGCUGUGUUACAUAAUCACUGAAGCCGUCCCACUGAAGGACUCAUUCACAGAUUGUCACAUUGUUAAACAUUUUAAGAUUUUCCCCAGGCAAGUGGCCACAGUUCUGCCAGAUCAAAACAAAAUAGCUCUGAUGGUGCUAAACAGUCCCUGUGUACUUAUUAAGAAUGUCCUUAAUAUUUAAGGUUAAACCAUGUAUGUCUGAUGUGGAUGUCUGGCUUUUUGGCUGCAACUCCAUUUGAAUGACAGAUACUGUAUAUAGACUGACAUUCUGAAGACUAUCAGUUAAAAAGAUCUUAGUGCAAUCAUGGCUAGGAAGAAGUCAGGCUCGGGUUGGACGCUUGCUCAGUGGCAUGACUCCAAAAAAGUAGCAAGUCCACUGCAUGUCCCUCUAUGAACAAGAGAGUCUCUGGAUUUCAGACAGCGAUGCCAAGCCUUACUUUAAGCAAUAACUACUAAACAGUAAGCUAUUCCAAAGGUAAUGAGGCAGUCUGAGAUUUGACCAACUGAUCAUAAACUAAAUGAAUGGCUCCAAAUUGGAUUUAAAAUAUAACCUGACAUGAAGGAAUUCGGGAGUUUGGGUGAGUUGCAGGGGAAGUACUGUUUUGCUUUUCCAUGUAAAUAGCUUUGUCUCCAGAAACUCCAUAUAGGUCACCGACAGCAUUAUGAUUCGGAAUAUGGCGACAAUAUUUCAACUCACAGGAGGUUUGUUAUAGGAUUGCUUUGAUUUUUAACAUGCAGAUGUCUUACUUUUUGUUUGUUCUUUCUUUGACCAUUUUCUCUCUGUACCAACUUCAGGCCUAAACAGCAGUGGAUUAAGCCUUAAGGCUCAGGUUGGAUUGGCAAGGGUAUGUUUUAUAACACAAACAGGGUUUUAUCUCCUGAAAGAUCUCUAGAGGUUUAUGUAAUACUGUUCACUCCUGUUGUGGAAAUGAGAAUGUAUGGUGACAAUGAUGUACGUGAGAAGAGACGAUAACCUGUUAAAUGGCAUUUUACUCUGGCACCCUCCCUCCUAUACUUCAGCCCUUAAUGUUCAGGGUUUCAUUUGAAUAAAUGUGCUAUUUAAAAAAGAAAA
This is a messenger RNA of Alosa sapidissima (American shad), 5405 nucleotides long. RefSeq names its product pleckstrin homology domain containing, family O member 1b (gene plekho1b). The record is from RefSeq and is a predicted model, not a curated record. The transcript has 6 exons. The coding region runs from base 409 to 1746 and encodes 445 amino acids. Gene Ontology annotation, biological process: regulation of myoblast fusion. Lineage: Eukaryota; Metazoa; Chordata; Actinopteri; Clupeiformes; Clupeidae. Gene Ontology annotation, cellular component: ruffle membrane; muscle cell projection membrane.